AUGAGCUGUUUGGAUGUUAUGUACCAAGUCUACGGUCCUUCCCAGCCCUACUUCGCAGCAGCCUACAGCCCCUACCACCAGAAACUGGCCUUUUACUCCAAAAUGCAGGAAGCUCCGGAGAGCAGCAGCAGCGCCAGCGCCGGCAGCUCCUUCUCCAGCCACGCCGCGGCCAGCAUCAAGGAGGAGGAUUGCAGCCCCGAGAAGGAGCGACCCCCCGAGGCCGAGUAUAUCAGCUCCCGCUGUGUCCUCUUCACCUACUUCCAGGGGGACAUCAGCGCCGUGGUGGAUGAGCACUUCAGCCGGGCGCUCAGCCAGCCCAGCAGCUUCUCCCUCGGCAGCGCGAAGGCGGCGCGGAACGCGGGCUCCUGGCGGGAUGGCUCCUUCCCAAUGAGCCAGCGCAUCUUCCCGCCAUCCUUCUGGAACAGCACGUACCAGCCCUCCUCGGUCCCAGCCAGCCUGAGCAGCCCUCUGGCAGCUGCCGCCCACAGCGAGCUGCCCUUCGCUGCUGCCACCGACCCCUACGCGCCCACCUCUCUGCACGGCCACCUGCACCAGGGCGGCCCCGAGCCCUGGCACCACGCCCACCACCACCACCACCACCACCACCAUCACCACCCCUACAUUGGGACACAGAGCACUGCCUACCCCCGCCCCACCGCCAUGCACGAGGUCUAUGGGCCCCACUUCGACCCCCGCUACGGCUCGCUCCUGGUGCCCACCGCCUCCGUCCGCCCCCACCGCCUCACCCCUGCAUCCGUAUCCACACCAGUCAGCCCCCCCUGUGAACUGGGCAAGACCGAAGCGGGUGCUGCCGCGGCCUGGACGACACCGGGCCCCUUUCCCAAUGCAACGGGAGACAUGGCACAGAGCAUUGGCCUUAAUGUGGACACAGCUCGCCGUUACUCCUUCUGUGGAGGAUCCCUUCUGAGCUGA
Vidua macroura (Pin-tailed whydah) is the source of this 933-nucleotide messenger RNA. It is a transcript of the gene VGLL2, whose product is annotated as vestigial like family member 2. Bases 1 to 933 code for a protein of 310 amino acids. Gene Ontology annotation, cellular component: nucleus. The record is from RefSeq and is a predicted model, not a curated record. The transcript has 4 exons. Lineage: Eukaryota; Metazoa; Chordata; Aves; Passeriformes; Viduidae. Gene Ontology annotation, biological process: regulation of transcription by RNA polymerase II.